UAAUACUAAUAUCAAUUCCUAAGGUUCUUUUGAGGAUGGUAUUCAUUAAAGUGCUUCUCUGAUGCCUGGUAUGUCGGCUGCACUCAAUAAAUUAUCACUAUGGCAUCACCAUUAUUAUUGAGUUAGGGGGCAGCAUAUGGCAAAAGUGCUGACAUUGAUUUAGAAGUGGGUUUCCUCCCUCAACUCUCAAAUACUUUAAGGAUGCGUUAAAAGCUUUGACGUGGAGACUACUUCAAAUGACAAAAUCCUUUUCCCAAAAUCAUCUGAGAAACGUCCCAGGAGGAGAGAGCUGCUUCCAAGAAACGGUUUGAAGUGCCAUUAUCGAGGGGGGACAGGGGCUCUAGGGGAUUUUGGGGUCAGCAAAUAUCAAAUGAGCUACCUCACAGAGUUGUGGUGGGGAUUUCCCACGAGGCCCCGCCCCCGGCUGAGUCACUGAAGCUCCCGCGUUUGACCUGCAGUCCCCCGAGCUGCAGGCAUCACUGCUCUGAAGAUCGAGGAGUGGAAAGUUCUCCACCAGCCCUGAGAUCUCAAGAGUGGUGUUUGUGAAACCAGCUAAUUUGAUUCAAUUCUUUUGGAAUCUACUUUCCUAGUAUCAUAUCUAUGCAAGAUUUCAUCAUGGGAAAUGGCUGUUACAACAUAGUGGCUACUGUGCUGUUGGUCAUGAAUUUUGAGAGGACAAGAUCAAUAACGCAGGAUUCCUGUAGUAACUGUCCAGCUGGUAAUUUCUGCGGGAAAGACAAGAAUCAAAUUUGCCUUCCCUGUCCUCCAAAUAGUUUCUCCAGCACAAGUGGACAAAAGACCUGUGAUAUAUGCAGGCAAUGUCAAGGUGUUUUCAGGACCAAGAAGGCUUGCUCCCCCACCAGCAAUGCAGAGUGCGAGUGCAUCUCGGGAUUCCACUGCUUAGGGGCAGGAUGCACCAUGUGUGAACAAGAUUGUAAACAAGGUCAAGAAUUAACCAAAGAGGGUUGUCAAGACUGUUGCUUUGGGACGUUUAAUGAUCAGAAACGCGGUGUCUGUCGACCCUGGACAAACUGUUCUUCGGAUGGAAAGUCUGUACUCGUGAAUGGGACGAAGGAACGCGACGUGGUGUGUGGACCAACGUCCGCCGACUUCUCUCCAGGUACAUCCUGCACCACCACACCUGCCCCCUCGGCAGUGCCACGAGGUCACACCCCCCAGCUCAUCAUCUUUCUUGCAUUGACGUCAUCUACGGCAUUGUUCCUGGUGUUCUUCCUCGUGCUCCGUUUCUCUGUUGUUAAACAGGGCAGAAAGAAACUCCUGUAUAUAUUCAAACAACCAUUUAUGAGACCAGCACAAACUGCCCAAGAGGAAGAUGCCUGUAGCUGCCGAUUUCCAGAAGAAGAAGAAGGAGAAUGCGAACUGUGA
This is a messenger RNA of Ceratotherium simum simum (southern white rhinoceros), 1386 nucleotides long. Lineage: Eukaryota; Metazoa; Chordata; Mammalia; Perissodactyla; Rhinocerotidae. The record is from RefSeq and is a predicted model, not a curated record.